ACUACCCCAGAAUGUCGGACUCGGAAGUCAGUAAUAUGUCGGAUAGUGGAUCCGAAGAUGGAUCCAUUUCCAACAAGUCGCAACGCAGCGCCAGAUCCAAGUCAAGGUCACGAUCUAGGUCCGGUUCGAGAGGAUCUCGUUCGGUUUCGAGGUCCCGAUCCCGCUCCCAAUCCGGACACUCGAGAUCCGGCUCUGAGUCGCCACAGAGACGCGACAAUCGUCCCAAGAGCGAUGAAUCCGGCGAGGAGGAGGAGGAGCCCCCCGGCGAGGACAUUGAUUCCGAGGAGUACGAUGAGGAGGAGAACGACGAUCACCCAAGGAAGAAGAAGAAGAAGGAGCGCUUCGGUGGCUUCAUCAUAGACGAGGCCGAAGUGGACGACGAGGUCGAUGAAGAUGACGAGUGGGAGGAGGGUGCCAAUGAGAUUGGCAUUGUGGGCAACGAGAUUGAUGAACUGGGUCCCACGGCCAGGGACAUUGAAAUUCGACGACGAGGCACCAACCUCUGGGACACCCAAAAGGAGGACGAGAUCGAAGAGUACCUCCGAAAGAAAUACGCUGACGAGUCCAUUGCCAAGCGGCACUUUGGUGAUGGCGGUGAGGAGAUGUCGGACGAGAUUACCCAGCAAACUCUUUUGCCAGGCAUCAAGGAUCCCAAUUUGUGGAUGGUGAAGUGCCGGAUUGGUGAGGAGAAGGCCACAGCUCUUCUUCUGAUGAGAAAGUACUUGACCUACUUAAACACCGAUGAUCCUCUGCAAAUCAAAUCGAUUAUUGCGCCGGAGGGCGUCAAGGGAUACAUUUAUCUGGAGGCCUACAAGCAGACCCAUGUCAAAACAUGCAUUGACAACGUCGGCAAUCUUCGGAUGGGCAAAUGGAAGCAAGAAAUGGUGCCCAUCAAGGAGAUGACGGAUGUGCUGAAGGUGGUCAAGGAGCAAGUUGGCCUCAAGGUCAAGCAAUGGGUGCGCCUAAAGCGCGGUCUCUACAAAGACGACAUUGCCCAGGUGGAUUAUGUGGAUUUGGCCCAGAACCAAGUGCAUCUAAAGUUGCUGCCACGUAUUGACUACACACGAAUGCGUGGAGCUCUAAGGACAACAGCAACGGAGAGUGACGAUAGCAAGCGCAAGAAGAAACGACGCCCGGCAGCUAAACCUUUCGAUCCAGAGGCAGUGAGGGCCAUUGGAGGCGAAGUCCACUCGGAUGGUGAUUUCUUGCUCUUCGAGGGAAACCGAUAUUCACGGAAGGGAUUCCUCUACAAGAACUUUACCAUGUCGGCCAUUCUGUCAGACGGUGUAAAGCCUACUCUAGCCGAGCUAGAACGCUUUGAAGAGUCUCCGGAGGAGGUCAACUUGGAAAUUAUGGGCACCGUCAAGGACGAUCCCACUUCGGCUCACUCGUUCUCAAUGGGCGACAAUGUUGAGGUUUGCGUGGGAGAUUUGGAGAACUUGCAAGCCAAAAUUGUGGCCAUCGAUGGCACUAUGAUUACAGUCAUGCCCAAACAUCAAGAUCUUAAGGAUCCUUUGAUUUUCAAAGCCAGUGAGCUGCGCAAGUACUUCAAGACAGGAGAUCACGCCAGAGUGCUGGCCGGUCGUUAUGAAGGCGAAACUGGUCUCAUCAUUCGCGUUGAGCCCUCCAGAGUGGUGCUCGUCUCCGAUCUGACCAAUCACGAGUUGGAGGUGCUGCCCAGGGACCUGCAACUGUGCUCGGAUGUGGCCACAGGUGUCGACUGUCUCGGCCAAUUCCAAUGGGGAGAUUUGGUGCAACUGGAUUCCCAGAAUGUGGGCGUUAUCGUGCGAUUGGAGCGUGAAAACUUCCAUGUUUUGGGCAUGAAUGGCAAGUGCAUUGAGUGCAAACCAACUGCAUUGCACAAGCGAAGGGAGAACCGCAAUACGGUGGCCCUGGAUGCCGAUCAAAAUCAGAUCCGUCGACGUGAUAUUGUCAAGGUGAUGGAGGGUCCCCAUGCUGGUCGUUCGGGCGAGAUCAAGCACUUGUACCGCAGUCUGGCCUUUCUCCAUUGCCGCAUGUACACGGAGAACGGUGGAAUAUUCGUGUGCAAGACCCGGCACUUGCAGUUGGCCGGAGGCAGCAAGACCAACGUUAAUAAUGCUGGCACUCUUGGCGGCUUGGGUUUCAUGUCGCCGCGCAUUCAGUCGCCCAUGCAUCCAUCCGGUGGUCGCGGUGGAGCUCGAGGUGGAGCCCGCGGUGGACGAGGCGGAUUCCGUGUGACUCGCGAUCGUGAAAUUCUGGGCAAAACCAUCAAGAUUAGUGGCGGACCCUACAAGGGAGCUGUCGGCAUUGUCAAGGACGCAACUGAGAGCACGGCUCGCGUGGAACUGCACACCUCAUGUCAGACGAUUUCGGUGGACCGGAAUCAUAUUGCCAUUGUGGGAGUUACCGGAAAGGAGGGCAGUGUCUCCACAUAUGGACGCACUCCAGCUCGUACGCCCGGCUACGGAGCCCAGACUCCCAGCUAUACCGCUGCCGGAUCGAAAACUCCGUUGGUGGGAAGCCAAACGCCCAACUGGGAUACGGAUACUCGUACGCCUUAUGGUACAAUGACACCGUCGCACGAUGGCAGCAUGACGCCUCGUCAUGGAGCUUGGGAUCCCACCGCAAACACAACGCCAGCAAGGAACAACGAUUUCGAUUAUUCCCUGGAGGAGCCCAGCCCCAGCCCUGGCUACAAUCCAAGUACUCCUGGCUAUCAGAUGACUUCCCAGUUUGCCCCUCAAACGCCUGGCACUCUGUACGGCUCGGACAGGAGCUACAGCCCCUUCAAUCCCAGUCCCAGUCCAGCUCCGUCGCCCUAUCCCGUUGGCUACAUGAACACUCCUUCCCCGUCGACCUAUUCACCGAAUACUCCGGGUGGCAUACCGCAAUCCCCGUACAAUCCCCAGACACCUGGGGCAAGUCUGGAUUCGUCAAUGGGCGACUGGUGUACCACGGACAUUGAGGUUCGGAUUCAUACGCACGACGACACCGAUCUCGUUGGGCAAACGGGCAUCAUCCGCACCGUUUCCAACGGGGUGUGCUCCGUAUUCUUGCGACAAGAGGAUCGCAGUGUGUCUAUUGUCAGCGAGCACUUGGCGCCAGUGCCACCAAACAGUGGCGAUGAAUUCAAGGUCAUUUACGGCGAGGAGCGCGAGUCCGUGGGCCGAGUGCUUUCCAAGCAAGAGGGCGACGUACUCGUCUGCAAAAUAAAUGACGAGGUCAAGAUGAUACCCGUAAACCACCUCUGCAAGAUGAAGUCCAUCGACUAAGCUCUAAUAAAAAUUUCUGGUGCCCACUUAAAAAUUGGGAAU
Messenger RNA from Drosophila takahashii, 3296 nucleotides. It is a transcript of the gene Spt5, whose product is annotated as Transcription elongation factor subunit Spt5. Gene Ontology annotation, cellular component: DSIF complex. Lineage: Eukaryota; Metazoa; Arthropoda; Insecta; Diptera; Drosophilidae. Gene Ontology annotation, molecular function: mRNA binding; protein binding. The record is from RefSeq and is a predicted model, not a curated record. Gene Ontology annotation, biological process: transcription elongation by RNA polymerase II; regulation of transcription by RNA polymerase II; transcription elongation-coupled chromatin remodeling.